Messenger RNA from Prunus avium (sweet cherry), 805 nucleotides. RefSeq names its product casparian strip membrane protein 1-like. The record is from RefSeq and is a predicted model, not a curated record. NCBI's taxonomy places the organism in Eukaryota, Viridiplantae, Streptophyta, Magnoliopsida, Rosales, Rosaceae.
AUCAUCACUCUACCAAGUACACAGUACAAUUUCAAAACUCCCUAUACUUUCAAAGAGAAAAACUAACUAAGAAAAAUGAAGGUAGGAGGAGCAGUUGAUGCUACUGAUAAAGAAGCCUCAAAACCAAUCCCAAUCCCAAAAGUAAGGGUGAGCAGAGUGCUCUCUGUUCUAGACUUCACUCUGCGGGUAGCUGCAGCCCUUGGAACAUUGGCAAGUGCCAUAGCUAUGGGAACCAGCCAGGAAACACUUCCCUUCGCCGCGCAGUUUGUUCGAUUCAGGGCUCGUUACAAGGAUCUUCCCACGUUAAUGUUUUUUGUGAUGGCCAACUCAAUUGUAUGUGUCUACCUUGUGCUUUCUCUUCCUUUAUCCUUUGUCCAUAUCAUCUGGACUGCAGCAAAAAACAGCAGGAUCGUCUUGAUCAUCUCUGACACGGUGAUGAUGGGGCUUGUAACUGCUGGAGCUUCAGCAGCAACAGCCAUAGUGUACCUGGCACAUUAUGGCAACUCCAGCACCAACUGGUUUGCAUUUUGCCGGCAAUUCAACAGCUUCUGCGGGCGCAUUUCUGGAUCUCUUAUCGGCUCCUUUGUUGCCAUAACUGUACUUGUACUCCUAAUCAUCAUGCAAUCUGUGGCAAUCUGUCGACGCUGAUGUGUUGCAAGGAACUGCUGGUUGGUAUUAAUGUCAUCUUUUCGUGUGAAAACAUUACAUGGGUUUGUAAGUGUGUGAUAUGAAAAAAUUUGCUCCUAGUAUCUUUCAUUUACACAACAUAAAUUGUACGUUCUGUAUAUUUAUUUAAAGCAAAUCU